GUGAUUAUCCUCUUCAGAACCGAACUUGCAGGAUUGCAUAAGAGAAGCCAUCUGCUCUUUUUAAGGAAACUGUGGUUAAGCCAUUUUCAGGUUCUUUGAGUGAAAUGAUCUAGUGCUGAAUCCUCUCACAUGUGACUGUUUAUUCUUGUCUUGUCCUUGUGUUUUGCAGAAUGCCAUCUUCCUUGAGAAAUCAGAUUCUCAGGACCAGGAAGUAAACGCUGCUUUCAGGCCGUUCAGGCUCUAGGGUUGGAAAUACCAAGUAUGAAAUUAACGUAUAUGAUGCUGGAAACUUGUAGAGAUGAACUGCUCAUGACUCAACGGCGUAAUACAGGUGUAUCUUUUAAGUUCUUAUCAAGAGAACAACAAUGAAGAAAACGAUGGGUCAAGACAACAGGUGGAAAACUCCCUAGGAGAGAGCCACAGAAAUGUACACUUCGGAAGAGAGAGAGAAUCAGAGAACUCAGAAAGCGAAAAUAUAUCAUGUGUGCCCUCAGGAGGGCCGAAAGAUUCUUAUUCAUGUGCAUGAGAUUACUCAGAUAGAUGACCACGUAUACCAGUGCCUUGAAUGUGAGCAAAGCUUCUGUGAAAACCUGGCUCUUAUUAUGUGCGAGAGAACCCCCGCUGGGGAGAAACCUCAUCGAUGUGAUAUGUGUGAGAAAACCUUCAGCCAGCGCUCAGAUCUCGUUUCCCACCAGAGGCUCCACAAUUAUGAGAAACCGUAUAAGUGCAGCAAAUGCGAGAAGAGCUUCUGGCACCACCUAGCCCUUUCCGGACACCAGAGAACACACGCAGGUAAAAAGUUCUACACCUGCGAUAUCUGUGGCAAGAAUUUUGGCCAGAGCUCUGACCUGCUCGUCCACCAGCGGAGCCACACGGGCGAGAAACCGUAUCUGUGCAGCGAGUGCGACAAGUGCUUCAGCCGGAGCACGAACCUCAUCCGGCACCGGCGGACGCACACCGGCGAGAAACCGUUCAAGUGUCUGGAGUGCGAGAAGGCUUUCAGUGGGAAGUCGGAUCUCAUCAGCCACCAGAGGACUCACACCGGGGAGAGGCCAUACAAGUGUAACAAGUGUGAGAAGAGCUACCGACACCGGUCCGCCUUCAUCGUGCACAAGAGAGUGCACACCGGCGAGAAGCCCUACAAGUGCGGCGCCUGUGAGAAGCGCUUCGGCCAGAAGUCCGACCUCAUCGUGCACCAGCGGGUGCACACGGGCGAGAAGCCCUACAAGUGCCUGCAGUGCAUGCGCAGCUUCACCCGCAGCGCCAACCUGAUCCGGCACCAGGCCACCCACACGCACACCUUCCGGUGCCUGGAGUACGAGAAGGGCUUCGGCUGCGCCUCCGACCUCAUCGUGCGCCAGCGGAUUCACGUGGAGGAGAAGCCCCGCCCGUGGCCUGCGCGCGACAGCGGCUUCCUCCUGGGCAUGGGCUUUGUCGCCCAGCCGAGGGCGAGGACUCACACCGAGGAGCCCCCCGGCGGCGGCUGCGAUAGGGGCUCCCGCGAGGGCCCCGCCCGCCUCCAGCAGAGGACACCUGGGACGAUACUGGCCUCUGUGGUAGCUGUUCUGCUCGACGUGCCCUCCCUGCGUCGCUCCCCGGGCGGGGGCGCCAGCAAGCCCUCGGUGAGCAUGGAGACCUGGGCUGUGAGCGGGGACGUUGGCCGCCGCCUCCAGCAUGCCUGA
Messenger RNA from Pteropus alecto (black flying fox), 1682 nucleotides. It is a transcript of the gene ZNF322, whose product is annotated as zinc finger protein 322. Gene Ontology annotation, biological process: negative regulation of transcription by RNA polymerase II. The transcript is spliced from 3 exons. Lineage: Eukaryota; Metazoa; Chordata; Mammalia; Chiroptera; Pteropodidae. Gene Ontology annotation, molecular function: DNA-binding transcription repressor activity, RNA polymerase II-specific. The record is from RefSeq and is a predicted model, not a curated record. Bases 426 to 1682 code for a protein of 418 amino acids.